CAAAGACAAAACCAAGAGAAAACCGACAGGACAUCCAAGAGAAGAAACAAACCCAGAUACCUUUUGCUCGGCGAAGUUUCCUGGGCUACCUUUCUUCCCUUCUCGCUCGCUUCCUUGGUGGAGCUUCUCCUUCUCUAUUUCUUUCUCUCUCUCCCCCUGCAAACGCCAACAGCUCCAAUUCUCUCAAAUGGGUUUGUGGGAUUCCCUUCUCAAUUGGCUCCGCAGCUUAUUCUUUAAGCAGGAAAUGGAGCUAUCCCUUGUUGGUCUGCAGAAUGCAGGAAAAACAUCUCUUGUUAAUGCCAUUGCUACAGGGGGCUAUAGUGAAGACAUGAUUCCAACCGUUGGAUUUAAUAUGAGAAAAGUUACAAAGGGUAAUGUGACAAUAAAACUGUGGGACCUUGGAGGGCAACGGAGGUUUCGUACCAUGUGGGAACGCUACUGUCGUGGUGUCUCUGCUAUUGUAUACGUAGUUGAUGCUGCUGAUAGAGACGGUGUUCCCAUAUCCCGAACUGAGUUACAUGAUCUCUUGACAAAACCUUCCUUAAGUGGAAUUCCUUUACUUGUUCUAGGCAACAAAAUUGAUAAGUCAGAAGCUCUUUCAAAGCAAGCUUUGGUGGAUCAACUAGGUCUCGAAUCGGUCACUGAUAGAGAGGUGUGCUGCUAUAUGAUUUCAUGCAAAGAUUCUGUAAAUAUAGAUGUUGUCAUUGAUUGGCUAAUCAAGCACUCAAGAACUGCAAAAUAAUCAGUGGUGCAAUAUUCUCCUGUUUUGCCCCAUUGAGAAAUGAUGGAAGGAAACACCCUGUGUCUACAAGCACAAACUCUGGUAAAUCUUUCCUGCGGAAUUUCCUUCAAUUUAUGGUAUUUGUGCCCCAAAUAAGUGUUUUAUAAACUGCUGGAAGGAUUUAGGCCCAGUUUUUGGUCACACUCCAAACUAGCAUUAUGUAGAGCAUUGGAACAAUUGAUGCAGGUUAUGUGCUUGCAGUCCCUCCCGUUUAAGUUCAUUAGCUGUGUAAUCGAUUAGUUUCUCCUGAUGAUCCAGAUUCAAAUCCAAAUGAAAAUGGGACUUGAGAUUAUUUGUUUUGUU
Theobroma cacao (cacao) is the source of this 1084-nucleotide messenger RNA. RefSeq names its product ADP-ribosylation factor-like protein 8c. Lineage: Eukaryota; Viridiplantae; Streptophyta; Magnoliopsida; Malvales; Malvaceae. Gene Ontology annotation, biological process: protein transport. The record is from RefSeq and is a predicted model, not a curated record. Gene Ontology annotation, molecular function: GTPase activity; GTP binding.